AUGAAGAAGACCAGGACCCUAGAUCAGCAGGUUGUGGACUUUAAGAAAGUGGAUGCCCAUGUUCACCAGUUCAAAGGUAGCAGUGCCAGCAUUGGUGCCCAAAGGGUUAAAAAUGUCUGCAUGGCCUUCCGCAAUUACUACGAGGAAAUGGACCACGAAGGAUGCCUCACAUGUCUCCAACAACUUAAGCAGGAGUAUUUUCUGGUGAAGAACAAGUUGGAAACUUUAUUUAAGCUGGAGCAGCAGAUUAUGGCUGCUAGUGGAUCAAUCCCCAUGAUGUGGUAG
Messenger RNA from Zingiber officinale, 285 nucleotides. RefSeq names its product histidine-containing phosphotransfer protein 1-like. Gene Ontology annotation, biological process: phosphorelay signal transduction system; cytokinin-activated signaling pathway; phosphorylation. The transcript is spliced from 5 exons. The coding region runs from base 1 to 285 and encodes 94 amino acids. Gene Ontology annotation, cellular component: nucleus; cytoplasm. The record is from RefSeq and is a predicted model, not a curated record. NCBI's taxonomy places the organism in Eukaryota, Viridiplantae, Streptophyta, Magnoliopsida, Zingiberales, Zingiberaceae. Gene Ontology annotation, molecular function: histidine phosphotransfer kinase activity; protein histidine kinase binding.